This is a messenger RNA of Aspergillus glaucus CBS 516.65, 1214 nucleotides long. Its product is annotated as sucrase/ferredoxin-like domain-containing protein. The record is from RefSeq and is a predicted model, not a curated record. The coding region runs from base 45 to 1091 and encodes 348 amino acids. The transcript is spliced from 2 exons. NCBI's taxonomy places the organism in Eukaryota, Fungi, Ascomycota, Eurotiomycetes, Eurotiales, Aspergillaceae.
UCUCUCCGGAUUUUCAACUCAAGAAAAUCACUGUCUGCGCAACAAUGAAACUACGACUACAACCGCUUUGGCGGUCGCCUUUUGGCACUCUCAGACCUCACUCACAAAUACGCUUUGCCAGCCGCCUGCGCGCCCGUCUCGAUAUCCCCCCUCCAUUCCCCGUCACCAAAUCAUGUCCCGAACCCAGUUGCGAUUGCCCGCCAACGCCUGCGAUGCCAGAGGGGCUUCCGGUUGAUUAUGAACAACCGUUGAAUGGAACCAUGGCUGCAUAUGCGCAGCAGUUGUUAAUCUGUACCGGGCAGCGGGAUUGGACGAGUCGCAUUGAGGAUGAUGGGAAGGAGGAGGGUUGGGGGGAUCUUGCAAGAGGAUUGAAGAAGUUACUUGGGCGUGGUGGUCCUUAUGCUGACCCGUUCAAUAAUAUCCUCGUUUCGAACUCCUCACUGUCCGCGUCCUCGUCCUCCUCGUCCGCUUCGGCCUUUCUCUUCCCCAGCUUUAAAUACUUUCCCUCGAUCCCCGUCGCCGAUCAAGAUGCAACGGAUUCGAAUCUGUCAAGCUUCGUCCAAGCCUUCCUCCUCCCCGAAAAACUACACCCCAUGCAAGAAGCCUCCCUCCCCGAGUCCAAACGAGACCAACUAGUCCGUGUCCCAAACUUAGCAUCCCAAUUCCCCGGCGCAAUCGACAUCCACCAAUCCCCCGUAAUCCUCAUCUGCGGCCACGGCGGUCGCGACAUGCGCUGCGGAGUUAUGGCACCAGUCCUUGAAACCGAAUUCGACCGUGUUCUCUCCGCGCGCGGGUUUUCUACUUCCAUUAGUGAUAACAAGACAAUCGACAACCCGGAGCACGCCCAUAUCGGACUGAUCAGCCAUAUCGGGGGACACAAGUAUGCUGGGAAUGUGAUUAUCUAUGUUCCACCGGGGAUGAAGAUGCGCGAUAGUGCUCCCAACCCGCUGGCCGGGAAGGGUAUUUGGUAUGGACGUGUUGAACCAAGGAAUGUAGAGGGGAUUGUCGAGGAGACUGUUUUUGGGGGGAAGGUGGUUACGGAUCAUUUUCGGGGUGGGAUUGGGAGAGAUGGGGGGAUUUUACGGUUGUAGAAGAGGUCCUGUAUAUGAAGAAUUACCGAUGACAUAGGUACUAGAGGUAUCUAGGACAAUUGAUGUAAAUGUACAGAGUAUUGCUGUGUUUUGUAGAUGCAAACUGAAUCUAUGAUGUAGACG